Molecule: messenger RNA, 138 nt
Organism: Dentiscutata heterogama
Lineage: Eukaryota; Fungi; Glomeromycota; Glomeromycetes; Diversisporales; Gigasporaceae
Source: the annotation of a GenBank genome assembly
GAUGCAAAUAUAUUAACAAAAGAAGAUCAUAAUGAAAAUAUUAAAACAGAAAAAAAUAAAAAACCUUUAGAAGAAAUAGAAAAACUAUCAAAUAUUUUAUCAAAAUUAGUAGCAGAACUUAACCAAAUAAAUUAUUAA